Messenger RNA from Dentiscutata erythropus, 134 nucleotides. Lineage: Eukaryota; Fungi; Glomeromycota; Glomeromycetes; Diversisporales; Gigasporaceae. The record is from the annotation of a GenBank genome assembly.
UUGCAGAACUUAAAACUUUAAUUGAAAAUUUAGCAUCUAGAACAUAUAAAGUGAAAAAAGCUCUAGCUUUGAGAAACUUAGAGAGAAGAAGAGCAUCCAGCCAUUGUGAUGCCCCUUGUAAAAAAGAAUAUUAG